Molecule: messenger RNA, 704 nt
Organism: Meloidogyne enterolobii
Lineage: Eukaryota; Metazoa; Nematoda; Chromadorea; Rhabditida; Meloidogynidae
Source: the annotation of a GenBank genome assembly
UUGUUUUAUACUAACACGUGAAAUUCAAACUUUCAGCAAAAUUUUAUUUAAUUCUUACUAUGUAUCAUUAUCAAUACCGAAUUAUUGUCGUUGGGGAUUCUACAGUUGGGAAAAGCUCUCUUCUUCGUUACUUUACAGAAGGAAAAAAUGCCGAAAGUAAUGAACCAACCGUUGGAGUAGAUUUCAACUUUCGUUUGGUAGAAAUCAAACCAAAUUAUCGAAUAAAGCUUCAACUAUGGGAUACUGCUGGGCAGGAAAAAUUUCGAUCUAUUACAAGAUCGUAUUAUCGAAAUACUGUGGGCAUUAUCAUCGUUUAUGACAUCACAAAGCGUCACACAUUUGACAGUUUACCCGAUUGGAUUGCUGAAGCAGAAGCGCAUCUAGGAGGCCCAGAUCCUUCAAAAACUGUCUUUUUGCUCGUUGGACACAAGGCUGAUUUAGAAGAACAAAGGGAAGUUCUUUUUGAGGAAGGUGAAUAUUUUGCUAAACAUAAGGGAAUGAAGUUCAUUGAGACAUCUGCAAUCACAGGCGCUAAUGUGAAUGAUGCAUUUGCACUUAUUGCACGUGAAAUAAAUACUCGAUUUGAGACAGGAGCGAUUCGUAUAAUUGAAGGAUGGGAUGGAAUUAAGUGUGGGUUAAUGCGAAGUCAAUCGUUCACACUCUCUGACAUACAAGAAGAGCCAAAUUCUCAAUGUGCUUGUUAA